UUUUUGUAUAUUGAUGUUAUUUUGUUGUGAGUAAAAUUUGUUUGAAAAAGUAACUAGCGAUUUUGCAUUCAACUAUCAAGUUGUCUCGUAACUUUUCAUUGUUUUUCGAAAGAAUAAAACAACUGGGACAGAUGAGGAUGACAUCUUCAUCAAAAAUAAUGCUGAUAGCAUGUGGUUCAUUCAGUCCCCCGACUCCAAUGCAUUUUCGAAUGUUUGAAAUUGCCCGAGAUCAUUUCCACCAACUGGGCAUGGGUCAGGUUGUGGGUGGCAUUGUUUCUCCUGUGCAUGAUUCAUAUGGAAAAAAAGGCCUUGUAUCGGCUACUCACCGUUGCACAAUGAUCAAACUCUCUUUACAAUCGUCCGAAUGGAUUCGUCUGUCGGAGUGGGAAACGCAACAAGAAGAAUGGACUAGAACACGACUAACACUGCAGUACCAUCAGAAUUACAUAAAUUCUUACAUGAAAGAUUCAAACAGCAUCAAUGAGCAGCAGAUUCCAUCCUGGGUACCUGCCGAAUUGCAAAAAAACAAUGGUCACAUUCAACUGAAAUUGCUGUGCGGGGCUGAUUUGCUAGAAUCGUUUUCAACCCCCGGUUUAUGGAAGGAUGAGGAUAUCGAAGCGAUUGUUGGCCAACAUGGAAUCGUGGUUAUCUCACGUGCUGGUUCCAAUCCGGAGCAGUUCAUUUUCAAUUCUGAUAUACUCAGCAGAUACAGGAGAAAUAUUACUAUUGUAACAAAUUGGGUAACGAAUGAUGUUAGCUCUACUCUCGUUCGACGUCUUCUGAGUCGGAGUAUGUCAGUCAAGUACUUACUAGAUGAUUACGUGAUGGAUUACAUCAAGCGGCAGGGAUUAUAUGGUUGUACUGACAGUAAGUACAUUUUAUCUGCUAACACUGGAGGUGAAAAGAUGAGCAUAUCACCUGUCUCUCCGGAUAAGGAUAACGACCUUUACGUUGAAUGUCAAAAUGAACUGAACUCGGUGAAUACUUUGGAAUCGAUGGAUGAAACAGAUUUUCCACGCACGACCCUUAAUCGAGUUUUCUGUUGUGGAACAGAGAACAAUGCGAAAAACACCUCUUCCAAAAAUAUGCGAGGUUCCUUAUCGCAUCCUGGGGGUGCAGUACGAGCAGUUCAAACGACGGCAACGACUGUUUCAACAUCAUCAAUUGCAUCCGAUUCUGGGAUUGAUAGUAUUUCGCAUCACACAGUAGACGACAAGGUGGGUGACCAAAACAGUACAAUAAAAAACAGUCUUGAUACCACAGUAAGUAACACAGUUGCACUUACUUCACCUAUUAAACACACAACAUGCCAAAGCACACAGUCAAAAAAUCGCGCUAAUACUGACUUUAAGCUAGACAACAUUGAGAUUAGUACCACAACCAGCACUACGGAAAUCCCGCUAGAUGGAUCUACGGAUGCAACACCGGCGGCCACUGGUGAUUCCCCACUGAAAUCUGCUGGACGCGUUAGUCCCUCGAAAAGCUACGAUGAUAUGAUUAAGUUCGUGUUUACAGAGCACGGCAUAAAAGUUAUCAGCGAUCGUGAAUAUGUAGUUUGAAUUGCAGUGGCCCCUACCGUCAGAUUAGAGUCAUCUGCAAGAAGUUGAAACUUUCGGCCGUGCAUGUUUGAGUGGAUGCUGAACAAGGAUCACAGAAGGCAAUAGCGAGGAUGUCAUUCAAAAGUCAAUAAAUCAAUGGAGAAUACACAAUUAAUGAACCGAAUUGAUGACUAAAAAUUGUGGUAGAUCUUCAAUUGGUUAGUUUUUUGCAGGAUUACACUAGAUUUUAGUUUUUAUCACGAUAGUUAAAACAAUGAUACUAGUCAUUAACUUUCGAUUACGAGUCUGAUGCUGUUUCGAGAAAAAAAACCUUUCUAUUUUGUAGUGUUGCGUCACGUACGAAACUUUCAAAACGAUUGAAUAUUUCCAAAUAGUAAUUGGAGUCGUUAAAGCAAUUGGCAAAGGAACGUGUCAAUGUUUCAAAAGUCGUUCUACACCCUCUCUGUGGUGAUGAAGGUCGAAACUGUUGAAUUGAUACUCACCUUGAAAUAAAAUCAAAUACUUAAUUCAAAUCUUCAUACGCUAAAGGUUAAUCGGCGCACAAUUGAGCGGCAAGCUUUGGAAAUAUAGAAUGUUUAGUAGAUUAGCAA
This is a messenger RNA of Malaya genurostris, 2149 nucleotides long. It is a transcript of the gene Nmnat, whose product is annotated as nicotinamide/nicotinic acid mononucleotide adenylyltransferase 3. The transcript has 6 exons. Gene Ontology annotation, molecular function: nicotinate-nucleotide adenylyltransferase activity; nicotinamide-nucleotide adenylyltransferase activity. Gene Ontology annotation, biological process: NAD+ biosynthetic process. Lineage: Eukaryota; Metazoa; Arthropoda; Insecta; Diptera; Culicidae. The coding region runs from base 132 to 1559 and encodes 475 amino acids. The record is from RefSeq and is a predicted model, not a curated record.